Molecule: messenger RNA, 1006 nt
Organism: Bursaphelenchus okinawaensis
Lineage: Eukaryota; Metazoa; Nematoda; Chromadorea; Rhabditida; Aphelenchoididae
Source: the annotation of a GenBank genome assembly
AUGAGUGUAAGACAGGGUAUAGUAGGGUAAGGUAAACUAGAAAAGGGUAGAGCAAACGUAGUGUUGAAGUAGGGUAGCAGGGCAAAUGGCUAGGUCACUUUUUAUUAGCAUGGCUUCUCCUAUGACUUAAAUACUCGCUUAAAGUAUAUUUUCUAAAAAACCAAUGCUCACUUUACUAUUACAGAAUGAAACUCCUCAUCUUAUCACUUUUUAUAUCCUCACUAGCCUUAUCAACCCUCGCCCAACGUGGUGAUUACAGUAGGUUUGAUCGACCAUACGAUCGAAAUAGCCGAGCUUUUGAUCGUGAUUUUGAUAAUAGCAGAGGAUCCGAUUUUAACCGAGGAAGAGAUAGUAUUGGUCAUGGAGCUUCAGUACAUGGAGGUGAUAGAUACGAUGACAGGAAUGGAAGAAACGAUCAAAGAGAUCGAUUUGGGAAUCAAAACAUAGAUCGCGAUAGAGGCUAUAAUCCAAAUGGCAGAAGAGACGAUGAUAGAAGGGAUGAUAGUUUUGGAAGAAGAGGUAACUUAUUAUGUCAUGUUAAUGUUAAAUGUUUUUUUUUGUAAAAUACGUGUGAAUCGUGAUAAAAAUAAUGUUGUCUAUAUCUCCAGACGAUGACUACAGCCGCUUCGGUGGCAACUCGCACAACCAGCCAAGAACCGCUGAUAACUUUGGUCGCCGCGACCGUCGUGACUCUCGCGGCAACCACGAACAACAUCAUGAGCAAAGUCAUCAAGAACACCAUGGUAAUCAGCAUAAUGAACGCGAACGCUUCCCAAGACAAAUGGGUCAAGAAGUUCAUCGAGAAACUGAACUUCGAAAAGAUUCUGAUUUCGAUCGUGAUAACCAUAACAUUGGAAAAGGCGGAGCGAUUGGAGGAGGUACUGUGGAUGAUCAUCGAAGUGUUGAUGGACCUUUGAUUCAGAAUGACGGAGUUGGAAAAGGUUCUGCAGUUCGCGGUGACAGAGUUGGGGGACACCGAUUCCGCAGAAACUAUGACAUUUAUUAA